AUGGAGAAGUUUUUUGCCAACACCAAUAAUAACAAUAAUAAUAACAAUAACAACAACAAUAAUAAUAAUAAUAAUAACGAUGGUGAUGGUGGUGGUGACGACCUUGGCAAGAGGUCAAUACUGAUAUUUCAUUGUGAGUUCUCGUCUGAGAGAGCGCCAAAAUUGAUGCGUUUCCUACGAAACUUCGACAGAACUGAAAACCAAUCGCGCUAUCCGAAACUUUUCUACCCCGAACUCUACCUCUUAGAGGGUGGGUACUCCCUAUUCUACAGGCACCACCCCCACCAUUGUGACCCUCCCAAUUACGUCACCAUGCUUGACCCCGCCUACGUCACCCAGCUGAUGACGUCACAGGCCAAGUGCAGAUCGAUCGAGGACGAAAUUAGUAAAAAUAUGCUGAGGAGGCGGGUGACCGGAAAUGCCAACUAA
Molecule: messenger RNA, 429 nt
Organism: Helobdella robusta
Lineage: Eukaryota; Metazoa; Annelida; Clitellata; Rhynchobdellida; Glossiphoniidae
Exons: 2
Coding region: 1-429 (142 amino acids)
Biological process (GO): positive regulation of G2/MI transition of meiotic cell cycle; G2/M transition of mitotic cell cycle; protein dephosphorylation
Cellular component (GO): cytoplasm; nucleus
Molecular function (GO): protein tyrosine phosphatase activity
Source: RefSeq, a predicted model, not a curated record